CAUGCGAACAUCCUACCGGACGAGCAUGGGUGCGCGACUGUAGCAAAGGCUUUUCGACCGCAUUAUGCGCGUUUUUAAGAAGUUUUUAACAGGAAAAGCUCAUGAGGUGUUGCCUUAGAUAAAAUACCACUGAUUUAGAGCGAGAAUUAUCAAUGAUGCGUGAUAACGCGGGGUCAUUGCUCGCGUCGACCCCAUCACACCGUAAGCGACCGCGUGUUCAUUUCAUUGCCAAGUUGCUUACAUCAAGUUGAGAGGAUUAUUCGUUUUUUUGGGUUCAUCAUGGCGUCUGUUGAAGAUUUGACGCGUCUAUUAGACGAGGACAAGCCACACGAAAGUGCAAGUACGUGAAAGUUUAUUGGUUCGACAUGGUUGGCGGCGAUUUUCAACUGUCUUAUAUCUCUUAUCGCUUCAAAGAUGUGGAAAUAUCUUGAUACGUGUGUGAAUCAUGACGAUUUAUAUUGCGUUUUCGAUCAGUCCACAGGCAGAUAAAAGUGCUGAAGAAUCAAAUUUCGGAGCUAAGCAAAGCGAACUAUGAAUUGGAGAGGGAAGCUCGAAUGUUUGAUCAACGUAUUGGCUUACUAAUAAACUACAAGAAGGCCACAGAGGUAGGCUAAAUUUUUGUUGAUAAGUUCUACAGACUCACAGACUUGACGUACAGCUGUGCUGCACAUUAAAGCCCACACAUUUAACUCAAACAAUGUCCCUCCGUUCUUUUAGGAAUCAUCCGAUAAUUUUACAGAAUUGGAGAGAAAACAUGGUAAGCUGUUAUUAUAUUAAACCCCAAUAUACUCAUUAAUGUUUUAUUUCGUUUUGUGGGGGAAUCGCGUCUGGACAUCGUAAUUUUUUUGUAAAUCUUAUGAUAAGACGCGUUUCAGCUUUCAGUUCCCGCUGCUUUUCUUUUUCAUUUCUUGAGUUGCGCUAAACGUUGACUUCACGGAUAAAGGAAUUAAACUUUAAGCCUUUCAUUUCGCACAUCCGAAGUCUAUCCGUUUUAUAAUUUGGUGAAGAAUGCAGCACAUUCCCACCCGGCGGGAAACGGAAAUACAUACGACACAAAAUGUCAUGUUUUUUCGGAUGUUCUUCCUUUCUCUCUAUUGUGCGAGUUAACAAUAACCUGUGUACCUUCCAUGAACAAUUCUUUUACUAUUUAUUAUUUAACAAGUGUAAACAUAAAGCGACCUCUCGUGACUCGAGGUUAUAGUUUUGACUUCGAAAAUGAAAGGUUAAUUGAGGCUCUUUUAUAUUUUCCCACAAGACAUUUUAAAAUUGUCUCCUUUUAUCCCUUUACUUUAAUUUUGCCCUUUUCAAAUUUCCAUGCAAAGAUAUUGCUUUCCCUCGUGACAGCUAUAUGUUGUAAAUUGUGUAGAAAACAUCCAGGCCCUGGUUGCUCAAACGUUGCCUUAAGCACAUACUUCACUAUCCAGCCAUCUGUAUCGAAGAAAACCCGCCAAUUGUGUGAACUAUUGGAUAAUGAUAGCCUUAUCUACGUUUUGAAUAGCCUUGUGCAAAGAGAUGUGAGCAGGAGAAAAAAUGAGGGGUGGAGGGGUGGCUGGUGAGAGCCAAGGAAUACCUGUAGUAGCACUUGUUAGGCACCAUUCAGACACUGGUUUUUGGCAUUGUGGUAGGCUGUUUGCACAAUUGCAGAUGCCAUCAUUGCAAAACUUGAAGGAAUUUUUAGUGACCUCCCCCCCUUUUACAUCCAAUAUUUUUCUCCUCCCCCCCAUAAUUCAGAAGAAAAGAAAAUAUGACUACAUGUUCACCCUGACAGUCCUGAAUGCUGGCUGUCAAAACAUUCAUCUUGAUACUUUAAGAGCUGGUUUUUGUGGAAAGGUAGAAAUAACCCAGUCCUGGAAUGUGCUCUGUUAUUUUAAAUUUUGAGAUCUUUAUUAACUUGACCAGGGCUCGUACAGGUCAUGGAAAACCUGGAAAUUCAUGGAAUUUAAGAAUUUCAUUUUCAAGGCCUGGAAAGUCAUGGAAUUUAAUUGUCAGUCCUUGGAAGUUGUGGAAAAUUAAAGUUUUAUUUGGUAGAUCAGUUACUGCAGAUGACAAAGAAUGUAAAAUUAAGAGCAGCAAUAAUAUUAAACAGCAUGAACGGCAAGCAUUUUGGUGGAUAGCAGAGUUUGUUUCUGUUGAACUGUUUAUAGUACUAAAAAAAUAUGCUAAAACAAUUAAAGUUUUGAAAAUUUUCGAAAAUGACAGCUAAACCUAAGUUCAUGGAAAAAGUCAUGGAAAGUCACUGAAUUUGAAGAACUCAAAAGAGUACGAACCCUGUUAACACACAUCUUCCAAAGCUAAGUGUGGAUCAUGCUUUCACCAACAAACAAAUUCAAACAGCAGCCUAAAAUUCAAAGAAUAUAAUCACAAAGAAAUGGACAGAAGCUGUUCACCUAGACUAUGGGCAGUCUCUUAUUUUUAUUUGUAAACUUACUGCAUGCGAAACUCAGGCAUGAGAGCUGCGAUUAACGAGGGCGUAGGCCCAAUAAGAAAUAGAAGAGACUGCUGACUCUUUUGUUCUGUCAAGGUAAUUUAAUUAACCAAUUACACCCAAGUACCGGUAGCUUUAAACGAUUUAUAAAUAGAAAAUAAACUACUGAAAAAUUACAUUUUCUUUAAACUGGUAAGAAUACCUUGAAUUCCUUUCCCUUGAGGAAAUUUACAGCAGUUUUCUUCUGUAAGAUGUCCUUAAAAGUUUUAGUUUACAAGCAAUAACUGCUCGGUUUGUUAUUGUUUGUAGUUAGUUGUGACGCAUGACUAUUUUUAUGGCUUGCAAUCUCACCACAGACCAGUCAACAGCUUUAAAAUUGACCAAUGGUUUACUCCAUUUCUGGGCUGAGAGAGAGUUUGUUUACUACAAAGGAGUCGGCAGUCUGUCUUUUCUUGUCUCGUCCCAAUCCCUUAUUGUAACAUAACAUUGUGGUUUGCAAUCGUGCGGGCUCAGAUAAGAAAAGGAUGGAUUUAAAGAGAAAAGGCGAACUGCAAGCAGUCUACUGUUUACUAGAAUUAUUUUUCAAAAAUAAGAAUGUAUUCAGAAAAACCUUUUAUAUUUGUUUUCUUUAAACGUUAUACUUCCUUAACACUAAUAAUAAAAGAACUGUGAAGUAACACUUGUUCCACUUUCUCUGCUAAACAGCAUGAUCUGUCACCUGUUGCUCGAUUGACAACUUUUAUCAAGACCAAACCCUUAGGCCAGAUUACUAGCCUGACAGAGUGGGCAAAAUGACCUUUUCAAAACUAAUAAUAUUUCAAAGGUGUUCCCUCCCCUCCUUCUUAUUUUUUCCUCUCUUACUUCGCUCCAGGCUCCACUAUCUGAAUGCCUGAAACAGGCCACCUUUUGAUCAUCUUGGGCCUGGUGCAGUAAAUGAUAUCAUUAUCAAAUAAGAAGUAGCUACAGAAAAUCUACAGUAUUUUAUGGUUAAAAAUAUUACUGCAAUCUCUGCCAGUGGUGGAAAUCCACAUAACGAUAUGUUGGGUUAGUUUCUCGCGGCAUGUUCAUCCCUCUUCAUAACUGGGGAGCAUUUGUCAAGCAUUUGUCACUUUUUUCUUGGAAAGCAGCAAAUGCCUUACAAUAGCUGGGGGUGAAAGGAAGGAAGUGUAUCUGGGGUAAGAAGGGAAACCAUAUCUGGGGUGGGAAGAGGGAAUUGUAUUUCUUUAGGUUAAGAAAUAGGAAGUGUGUUUGGCAGAAGAAUGGGGAAGUCUGUGUGGGAGUGUAAGUGAGAUAAGGAAGAAGAAUUAAGUUUUUGGGGUAAAACCUUAUCUGGUCUAAAUGGUUAGGGUCCAUAGUGGAAAGGUGCCUGUUAUCUGGAGUAAGAAGGGGUGUAAAGGAUAAAAAGUGUCCUGGGAUGAGAAGGGGGAAAGUGUGUCUCGGCUUAGAUGAGGGGAGUGUCUCUGGAAUAGAAAGGGGGAAGUGUACCAGGGAUAAGAGGGGGAAUUGUAUCUGAUAUAAUAAGUUAGAAGGGACCUGGUGUGGGAAGCGGGUAGUGUACAUGGGGCAGGAAGGAAAAAGUGUUUCUGGGAUGAGAGGGGGAAGUUUAUCUGGGAUCAAAAGGAAAAACUGUGUCUGUUGUAAGAAGGGGAACGUGUAAAGUAUGGUGGGAGUGCAUAGUUACCCAAGGUAGCCCUUUAGAUCUACUCCAGAGGAACUAGGAACUACCAAAGAGACUGUAAUAUUAACUGUGUGUUUUCCCAUUUCCUCCAUUUUAUAUUCUCUCUUUUAUCCUAAAAAAAUUACCAGUAAUUUAGUCAUACUCUUGCCCUUCUGCAUUUCCCCUGUAAUUGGCAUCUUCUGAAUCUGCUGAAUCUAUAAUUAAUGGAUAGAAUUAAAGGUACAAAUAAAAGUUCAAACUGGAAAUAUAAAAGACCUGUAUAAUCACCAUGCCAUCCAUUUUUAUUAAAUGUUAUUUUUCCUUUUUUUUAUUCUAGAAGUAGCACACAGUGAUGACACUCAGCAAGAGGUAAUAAAACGUGUAAAAGUUAGUUUGACAUCUAUGUUGUUUUUUAAUGCCAGUUUCAGACUUUGUUUUAAUUUUUCUCCAGUCUGUGUAAACUUGCAUGCAUUGCUUGCAGAAAAUGGUAGUUAAUGUUAUUGUCAGAGAAUUUUUCAGCAUCAGACUUUGUUUUUAGAGGACAGGAACAGUUAAAUAAAAUUUCGAUAAAAUAAUUAAUGUGUGCAUUUCCUUUAAACCUGUAGAAAUAUGGAAAUCUCUUUUUUCUUCUUCAAACGGAAGCUUCCUAUCUGGCUCAGCUCACAAGAAUUGUCUCUCUGAAAGAAAUUGAUGGUGAGACCAUUUGUCAUAUUUUCUUGGAUGUGGGAUGUUCAAAGUUUCCUCUAUAAUUUGCAAGCUCUCCAAUUAAUUCCCUAACAUUGGGACUUCACUUGGAAAAACAUACAGGGUUCAUACAGUCUUUAAAAGUCCUUGAAUUUUAGGGGAACUCCUUGAAAAAUCCUUAAAUUGCUGUGCAUGUCCUUGAAAAGUCUUGAAUUUUCUUCACCUGUGAAUCAGACUAAGUAGGCUUACAAUCAUGUACUCAAAUAUGGCCCUGAUCGUGAUAACAAAAGAUUGUUUUUCAAUUCAGCGUUGUUUUCUUUUGCCUUUGUUCUUAUGUUGAAAAAAAUGACAACUUUGUUAAUUUAUUUUUGUUUCUUUUUAGAUCUAUUACAACCGGUAUUGUUUUCACUUUAUGGCAACCAAUGUGAACCAAGGGAGGAACAUCUUCUUCUGACAAUGUUUCAGGUUGGUUAUCGAUCAUAUUAUUAGUACAUACACCGUACAUGUAAUCUCUUUCACUCUAAGUUGCUCUCAGUAAAUUUACCACCAUUAAUACAUGUACUGUCAAAAUUUCCAAUUACUAAGUGAAAUAUAUACAAUAUGAAAUAUAAAGAAACAUGCAGUAGUAACAUAGUAUAAUACUGUCCUUAUAUGGUGAAUGGUCUCUACUCAAUUAUAAUGGAAGAAAUUGUGUGAAGAAAAUAUGAGACAUAGAGGUUAUAGAGUACACUGCCUGGCUCAACAGUAAUCAAGAUUAAUUUUUGGUUUUUCCUAUAUGUAAAAUUUACAAAUUUGGUUCUUUAGUUGGCUUUGAAGUAUGAAGUUUCUGAGUCAGAGAAUUUUAACAGUCUCCUCCGCGCCAACACAGCCAUCACCAGGAUGGUGACAACAUACACAAGGUAUAUGUCAGUCAUUUCUAGUUACUCACUUUUGUCAACUCUCUCUUUUUUCUUACAACAAUAAAUCAUUUUUAAUUCAGUACUUACUUGCAGCCAAUUACACCAUUAAUCUACCACAACAUAAAUGGAAAAUUGGGAGGGGAAGGUAUUGACAACAAAUUAUAAGGAUACUAAAACUUGGGUUUUUGUCAUUUUCUGUUGUUUUUUGUUCUUAUUGGACUCUUAAUGUAGCUACAUACAUGUAUAAUUCUUUGAAGUCCCUAUUCUGAUAUAUUUCAUGAUGUUUUUGCCAUGUUCUGACAUGGCAGAAUGGCUGUGCUUAAUCUGUAAGUGGCCCAAAAAAUUUUUUUGACUGACACAGCUUAAAAACAAAAAAAUUCUUAAAAUGUGAUUUUCCUGUUUUUAAUCAGUCUGUGGAUUGGUAAAGUCGAUUUAAUUUUUCCUGAUUAUCAGCAGAUUCUCAGCACUAGUUGAAAACACUUGGUGCUGGUAGAUAAGUACUCUACAUAUAGAUUUGAAUUCUUUUCUUAUUCUUUUUUCUGUUGAUUUCUUUCAGGAGAGCACCUGGUCAAGAGUAUCUUAAAUCAACCCUUGGAGAACUCAUCAACCAUGUUGUUGAACAGCAUGAUUUAGUGCUUGAAAUUAACCCACUGAAGGUAAAAACAUUGUUGGCUAUCCUGGAUUAUGUGCACCAUAUUGUAGAGGAAGUUGUGACCAAGUGUUUCUCCUUUGCAACAGGUGUAUGCUGAGUUGUAUCACGGUGGCACAUUAAGAAAUUCGGUAUCUGGGCAGCAGUUGACCAUGGAGAAAGUAUGUUGAACACUUCGUUUGUUUUCAAUCCUUAGUGGCAUUGCUUGCUGUCCUAGGAUACCAUAAAAUUCCGAAAAUAAGCCCCGGGGCUUUUAUUUUUCAAAGGACCUUUUUGAGGGGCUUAUUUUAGGAGGGGCUUAUAUUCGGAGGGGCUUAUCUACGGAGGGAAAUUUGCGUUUCAAAAUCCAUUGGGCUAGCUUACAUUUGGAAGGAAAUUUACGGUUUUUGCUUUGUUUUACUUUGUAUUUGAGGGCAAUUUCCAAGUACAAGCCCCCCAGGGGGCUUAUACUCGGAAGAGCGGUAUAACGGAGGGUUUUUUGCAUUACGAGUUUGUUAGGCUCAUACAAGGAGGGGCUUAUUUUUGGAAUUUUACAGUACCCUUUUAUUCUUCUUAAUUUUCAUUUGGCCUGUGUUUAAACCCAUCACCAAUAGAUGGGUGUGAGGAUGGUGGCUGGAUAAACCCUGGAAGCUGAAAGUGAUCAUGGAAGGUAACCAGGAGAAACCAUGGCAGGCAUCAGGCACUGUCAAUCAGAGAACCUUAAUGGUAGAGACUUACAGUUGUGCCAAAAAACAUCCUGACAGAGGGAGUUCUGAAAUGACUCCAUAUGAAAGGAAACUAGUGUGGAAAGAGGGGAGGAGACUUGCACUAUCUGUGCACCAGGUUGAUCAUGACUCUAGGACUCAUUUAAAUUUAUGAUUCUUUCAGCCUAACUUAGCCUAUUCUUUUGUGAUUUUAAAGGCCAUGGAUGACUUUGGUGUUCAAACCAAAAUACGAGAUCAUAUCCUUUUUACAGGUUUUAUCGUUCAUGUAGUUUGUGCUAGGUGUCUUACUCAGAGCAGUGGUGCUGUGUCACUGAGGGAGUGACUCAAAAAUGAAAAUAUAUGUUUUAUCAACGGUGAUGAUAAGGUCAAUUUACAUGAAAAAGGCUAAGACUUAAAACAUCACCAUUUGAUCCUUAAAUUUUACAAUGGUCUGUUAACUUACCGACUCACUUGAUAAAGCCAAGUUUUUGUCUCAUUUCAGUUUUGAACUGAUAUUCUUGUAGACAACUUCACCGUCCUUUCCUUGUUUUUCAUCAUCUUGGGGGGUUUCCACCCCCACUCCCGUCCCAAUAAAAAAUGGCAUCUGAUAGCUGUUAAGUUCACCCUAUUGGUGUUGUCCUUGUGGGAAUAAUGUUCUUACAAAUUAUAUGACUGACAAGAUAAGACAUGAACAGUUUUCUUGAAAGCGUUUUUGUCACAUAACCAUGUCUGAGUUCCUCAAGCUUGCAUUGAUCCUUAACACAGUCCAAGUAUUACAAAGAUCAUGACAAUGACAUCGAAGUUUGUGAAGGCAAUAACAAACUCCUUACUUGAAGUUCCUUAUGGCAUCAGAUGGCUAUGCUGUACUAUUGUCACUUUAGUCAAGGUCAGAAUUAUAAAUUAUUUAAUUAUAGAAAUUUGGGCUGUCAUUUUGAUGGUUUACACAUGGUUUUUUAGCUGGCAACUUCCACAAACUAAAAAUAGAAAAGUUUAAACUAAACUGGAAAAUGCUGACAGAUAAGGUUGGUGUGGAGGUAUGAAUAGUUUACACUGAUGACAGACAGAUAAUUGUUUACCCUCAUUAUUUUUUUGAUUCAAACAUAUUGUCAGUUAUAGUAGUUAUGAUGAUAAAAAACAAAAUAAUUAUUAUUAGGUAUUUAUAAUGGUUUGAGAGCCAUCAAUGUACACUGAACAUUACUCCACACAGUUCGUUUUAUUAUUCAUAGUUUCUGAGAUAAAUUUGUUCACUUUGAACAGUUGCUUGGCAUAGCCAAUCGAUGUGGCUUCAGGUAUGGGCAGAGGGUCAUAACUUGCUGAAAAUUAACUUUUUAUGUUUCUCUGCAGGAGAAAUAUCCCAAUGUGGAUGAUACCCAUAUCAAUUCUCUUAUUGGUGGAUUUUUCCUUUUGAGGUUUUUGAAUCCAGCAAUUGUAACUCCAAAUGGUACUGAACUUCUUAAGACAUGUUUAUUAGACAGUAUAAUAUUAUUUAGUAAAUUAUUAAUAUAGAAAAUCAAAGGUUGCCUAUGGCUACUCAUGGAUUAAUUAUUGUAGCAAUGAAAGCUGAUAAUGAACUUUCAAUUAGUGUACUGUUAUAUUUCAAGUCUGUCAAAAAAUGAAAAUUUGUUUUAAGAAAAACAAAACAAAACAACCCCCCCCCCAAAAAAAAAAAAAACAGUAAGAAAAUGUUUCCUAUGGCGUGAGUCGAACCCCUGACCUUUGAUGUGUAAGGUCAACACGUUAUCUAUUGUGCCCAACAGCUAGUGUUAAACAGAAUUGUUGAAUUCAUUAUGUUGAUUGAACUUCCCGUUAUGAGUGAGUGACAAAUUUGCAUACAGAUUCCCCACAAUACUCAUGGAUAAUCCACAAGCAAAAAGGACAUUUCAGUUGAAGAAUUUUCUUCUUUGCAGUACUGGUAUUGGCUUUUGCUACCUAUGCACUGUAUAUAUUACCUGUAUCAUCAUCUGAAUUUCUAGGCAGUGUUUUUCCCCUAAUAAAGCACUCUCCUCUCUGCAGCUUAUAUGCUUGUAAGUAAAGCACCAAGCCAGUGUGCUCGAAGGAAUUUAACCUUGGUAAGUACGGUAUAAUUAAUGAUUCAUAAUGAUUUGCUGAACAGUAUUGUUCUUUACCUUGUGUUUUGGGUAUUGUUGUCCACAGCAUACUUAGAAGGGUAUUUUCCAAAGUAAAGCUGUGUGCUUUGAAGAAUUUUGAAGGGAGCGGAAUGCUCUUAACCUGUAAAAUCUAGGGUGGCCAGCAUGUAAUUUGUAUAAUGAACUACAAUUUUCUAGUUGCCUUAGAGCAAAAGUCAGGUGGCAGGGGCCGACAGGCACCUCUAGAGUACAGCACUGUGAGAAUUUGUUAGUAAUGUUCCUGUUUGUUGUCAUUCAGUGCUAAUUUAAUGCAGUCAAAUGCAGUUUAACAGAGUUAACAGUAAGGAGCGCUUGUGUCACCCUGCUUGCCAGCGGUGUGUGCGAGAUGACAAAUACCAAGAUCCGUCAUGCUGUGGGACCUGUGUGCAUCUUAGCGUUGUCUAGUGCAUUUAGCGUUCAGCCUUUUUUGUGUGUUCACCAACUUUUAGUGUGCUUCAUUCAGCGUGGGUGUAUCAUAAACAUGGGGACUCAGUUUUCCUCCCCGUCUUUCCUUCCCCCUUUUCCACUGAUGUUCUCAAUGUGACGGGUGCCUGCUUUCUUCCCUGCCACGUGGGGGCUCAUGGCUGGGUCGCCAGGAUUUCCCAGCCAUGGGAGCGAUCUCCAUCUAGGAGCUGGCUGCCAAUAGUGGAAGCUCCUGGGUAUCUUAGGCACCCAACCUCCACUUAGCAAUGUAGUUGUUAACUGCACCUUUUUUGGUUCAUGUAGAUUGCAAAACUGUUGCAAAGCAUGGCUAACAAGCAUGUAGUGAACAGUCAUUUUAAGGAAGAAUACAUGCAUCCAUUGCAGCCAUUUGCAAUGAGACAUGUUCAUGAAAUACAGGUAGGAAUUUUCUCUUGGCUAAGUUAAGUGCUGUUUAAAAACUGUGUUCAAUAAAUUGUGAUAAAUUAUUGAUUACUGAAAUUAUAAUAAUUAUAUACUAAUUAGCUGUGGUCACACUACAGACUUUUUACCUAGGUAGACUCGACUUGUUGACAGUUUACCUAGGGAAAGUUGAUUUUUCAAGUGUGACCGAUUUUUCCCUAGGUAACUUACCUCGGGGAAAUUUUAUCGUCUGCGGCUUGAACAUGUCUCAGGAACAAUAGAGUUUCCCUUGACAGCUACCCCAAAGUGAUAGCUAGGGAAAAAUGAAAUACCGAGGUUGCUAGCCAAUAGCCGCUCAUCGACAAAGGUCUUGAUGACAGAACCGGACAUAGCUCACGCUGUGAAAAACUCUUUUUGGGCACAAGUUGUCUACGUCUUUCCCUGUCUUCACGUUGCACAUUAAAUUAACAUAAGAAACAACACCGAGAUAAAAAGGAAAAACUUCUCUUUGAUCAGCUAGAUCCCUGAGAAUCUUGCGUUCUUGAAUUUACUCGCCAAAAAAUUCAACUGUGCAUGAAAACCUCGGGAGCCGAUAUCAGUAGUGUGACCUUCCCAGAAUUUUUUACCUGGGUAAAACAAAACCCGAGAUGAAUUUACCUUGGGAAAUUUUUGAUGAAUUUGCCCUAGGUAAAUCUGUUUUACCUAGGUAAAAGUCUGUAGUGUGACCACAGCUAUCAUUAGUACUUGAGGAAGUUAGAAUUUACAGUUAAUUCUAAAGCUCAUCAAUGAUUCAUAAAGAAAAACAAAAGAAAUUAAUGUUUAAUGAGUGUCCUUACAUAUAUUUGAUAAAUACAGGGCUAAACAUUACAUCCAAUUUUUUUAGAACAAAAUAACCCCAAAUCUAAAUAUCAGUGCAAGAAUGAGUUGAUCUACAUCAGACGUUUUGAAGCCGUUCAAAAAACUUGCAGUCACGUAUUAUCAGGUUUAGAAACUCUCGGCUUUGGCUCAAGGUUUUAAACCUGAUAAAGCACUCCUGCUCUUUUUUUAAACAGUACUUAUUGUAUCACUGCUUACUUAUUCUAUUUUGUUUUAUUGCAGAACUUUUUAACAAAAUUAAUUAACUUUAAUAAAAUUACAGAUUUCUAUGAAACCUUAGAGGUAAGUGUAUAUUGUUUUGUUGUUAUUCUGAAUUUUGAGGAUGUGUUCCAAUGCUGCUUGUACGUUGUAUUUUGUGGAAAAGCAGCUGAGAUACAAAUACUGUCAUUUACAUAAGAAUUAAGGAAAAGAGUCUCUGACCUUUUUUUGAGUUUUACAGAGUGUAAAAGUUUGUUGGUUACCCCAAACUGAGCAAAGGGAGCUUAAGUGAGGUUGUGAAGCACACACCCAAGUAAGCAACACAGAUGUGUGACAUCAGCUUGUCCUGUCUGAGGAAUUUUGAAUCUAGUUCCUGUCAAAAUGAAAUUUGGGGCGUUGUUAAAAUUGGUGUGUUAUGAGCGAGAAAAAAAGAAAUAAAAUGCAAGCAUGCACCACCAUAAAACCAUGAAGGAUCAUUAAAUGCAAUUUGUCAUUAAUUUACAUGUAUGUAUGUGUUUUUUUUCGUUAGAUUGAGCAAUAUUUAUCACUGUCAAAGAUCAUUAAAAUAAACAUCACCCCUAAUGAAAUGUACAGAAUUCAUGAAUUAAUUCUCAAGUAUAAAGAAGAACUGGUGAGUUGUAUAAUAUAAAGCAUAAUAAUUGGGGACCGUAUGAGUUGUAUCUAAUGAUACAAUAUGUACAGUAUGUAAGCUUGUGCUUAAUGAUAUUCUUAUGUCCUUUUUUACAUUGUAAAGCGCUUAGAACAGUGAUGUAUAAGCGCUAUAUAAAAUCCAUUAUUAUUAUUAUUGUUAUUAUGGUAGAGGGUUUAGAGGUUUUGUAAAGAACCCUAAGUGUUCAUCUCUGAUUUUUAUUUCCCAUGUCUUCCAUUCUCAAACAAAUCUUGCAUAAGGAGGACUGAAAUUUUGCAUUUCAGUUAUUGAGGUGAAUGCUAGUGCAAAAGUUUUUGGGGACAAACAGGUGUAUUAUUUAUAGGAAAUGUUCAAAUGGUGACUGCUGCACAGAGGUUAGCAGUCUCUAGAAGUUCUAGAUGGCCUUAAGAAGUAUAUUUUUGACAUUAUACAGUACUUUUUUUGUUGUGAACACACUCACUAAAUAAUAAUAAUAAUAUAGUUAUAGUUUAAUAAUUAUAGUUUAAUAUUUUAUUGUCCAAAGUGAUAUAAAAUGUUUGUUAUUAUUCAUUCAAAUUAUGCACACGCAUAAUUCACCAUAACCAGUUACUGAUGACCAAAUUUGGAAGAAUUUUGUGUUUAACGAGGAAAUGAUGAUGUUUCACUUGUUUCAAGAGUAAGAACUAGGUGAAUAAAUAGCUAAAAACAUGGCAAGAACAGCAACUCAACGGGUGACAUCUGCCAUUUGGAGAGUAUUUGUGGAGCUAGACAAACCUAAACGUACACCAUCAAAGAUGAACAUAACAUCGAUGAAUAUUAUUGAUGGAGGUAAGCAUGUUUUAGCUAUGUUUUUAAACUAGGAAUUAUUUUGAAUGAAUAAUAAAACAAUUAUUGAAUUCGGCUUUCGUAUCAUAUGAAGAAUUAUGGAGAUGUCAGAGGGUGUUAUCCGCCUCGGCCGAUAACACCCUCCUCGAUCUCCAUAAUUCUUCAUAAGAUACUCAGCCUCAUUCAUUAACUGUUAAUAAAUAAAACUGGGGGUUCUGACUAUGAACUUGCAUACCAAUGCUCUUUACACUCCUUUGGCUCUAGGCCCUCACUGAGGAUGACCCAUUGCACAUAAUUUUAGAUGAAUUAGGACCUCCUGGAAAACAGCUGAGUUACAGCAUGAACAAUACAAUCAAGCUGACACUCACAAACAGAUGGGACCACAGCAAAGGUAAGUUGUGUCCUGAAUUGGGGUAACCUAGGGAAACAGCUGUCUCUCCUCGCCCCUUGCCGCUGGGGACAUUUUGCCGAAAAGACGUGUGUGCCUCAGCAACAGAAAUUCCAUUCUGGUGAUGUUUAAUCUCUCCUGAAUCUGGUCUGGAGCUCUGGUUGGUCUAUUGGUCUCUGAAUGGUCUAUAAUAAUUACAACAGACAGAAGACAAAAUUUCACAAAGGUCAAUUUAUUGUCAUACGUUUCAUACAUGAGCCUCUGGUGUGGAUGAUUAAGGCAAACCCAUCCCACAUAUUGACAUAAAUAAAUUGAGUGAUUGAUUGAUUGAUUGAUGUAAACAUGACGGAUCUACCACAAAACAGUGACCAGUAUUUGUGGAAUAUAUUCUUCUUAAGAAGAAUCAUUUGAUUUUUUUUUUUGCAGAAGAACACAAAACUUUACCAUUAUUGACCAGAAGAAACAUAAAAUCAAACAAAUUUACAUUGACACCCUGUUAAUUAUGUAAACAUUGAUUUAAGUCAUCAGUAUGGAAUUUCUUUCUCUGAGGUGCAGACAUCUUCCCUGCAAACUGUCCGGUACUCCCCAGUGGUGACGAGUGAGAAAAGAAAACUGUAUUUGCAGGCUAAAUAGUUGGGGGGGGGGGGGGGAUUACAGAGUCAGUGGAGCAACUUGAAACAAGAUGUUCAUUGAUGAGAACUUGUUAUUGUUAUAGUACUAAGAAGUGACUCUGUGGAAGUAUUAACGUUCAAGACACCUCCAGUACAACAGAGAUGCAUAAAAGAACAAUUGAGAGCUCUGUUUAUUAAACUUUUAUCUUUGGUAAGUUUUAUGAUUUUUUAAAAUGCAUUUAAAUGCAAUUAAAAGGAGUUAACAACCAAGAGAGACUUCAGCGAUAGAGGUCAGCGGUCGUUCAGCAUGCGCAUGCCCAGUUGUUUGCUACAUCCUUCACAUGAUUCAGUGGCAGGGAGAUUUUCCUUCAUGCUGCAUUGUUCAUGCCCCAAGGUUUCUUGCAGCCAUUUUCUUUCCCCCCUCCUCUGAGUCUCGCUAUGGUUCUUUCUCCACUGAUAUUUUUCAGUGUGAUGGGUGCCUGUUUUUGUGUUCUUUUUGUGUGGGGCUCAUGGCUACAAUCCCGAUCAUGACUUGUUGAAACACUUCCAGAAAACACAACGUAAACUUAGUCAUUUCAUGAAUACGUGUAUUCUGUCCCUCCUGUUCCCGCAAUAUUGGUUUCAGGCGUUUGCUUAGGCACAAACGUCUUCGCAAUCAACAUUGAAAGGGACGGGAAGAAAAAGUUCGCAAGUGUUUCGAAAAUUAUGACGGGGAAUGAAGGUUGUGCCAUUGUGCCACCCUUGGGGGCAUUAUUCCAUCUAAAGGCUGGCUGCCAAAAAUGGAAGCAGGCAUACUUCAGGCACCCAACCUCCAUUAAGCAUCAGUGGAAACCUUUGGACCUCUGGUGUCUUAACGGUAUUUAGUCUUGUACCCUGAAGAAAGCAGCAUUGCCGAAACAUCCAUUGGUUAAGACUCUUAAAAUAACAGUGAUGAUUUUGCAAUUUUCAAAGUAACAUUACCUCUAGUGUCUGCUUGGUAUAGCUUCAUUUUUACAGGUUUCACCGCAAAAUAAUUUUGGAAUGGUCUAAAAUAAGUAAGAAACCCUUGCACUGUAUGAAGUUCAGUGAUGAGAGAAAAAACCUGUUACAUUGAUUUUUGAUUUUGUAUUUUUAUUGAUAGGAUGCCAAAUUGAUGGAAGAGAGCACCCUUCUUGAUGUUGUAACAAGAGCACAUUUUGUACCUGCUAAACAAACAGGCAGUGAAGAAAAGCUUGGGAAACAUGCACAAGAACACAGAAGAAAAAUCAAGGAGCAGAAGUCCAAAAUUGCUGAUUUUAUUUUUCAGAAGUACAAGGCACACCCUGAAUUAAAAGGCAUGCUUUCCAAAGAGCCCGUUUUUUACCAAGAAAUUAAGCAGGUAUGGUUGUAUUGCGUGCUUUUGCCUUUGUUGAAUGUGUGAAUUGACAUGACAAUAGCCUGUUCCAGGCUCCCAGAUAGUAGCUGAUGAGGUGAUACUUGGUAAAGAAAUAUCAAAAAGUCAGUGAUUUCGUUACAAAUACUAUACACCUAUCUUCCAAAGGGGAGGUGAAUGGUGGUGGAUAUACAGAGACGCGAAGCGUCGAGGCAUAUAUCUAGCUCUGUUCACCAAGAGGGGGAUAGUUCUUUUAGUAUUUUUCCAAAUCAGUUGGAUAGAAAUGAAAAAAGCAACUUUUUGUAAAUUAAAAACCUCACUUAGGAGGAACUUUAUUUACAAUUUACAAACAUUUCGGUGAUUUUGUCAAUUGCAUUUUUACUAUUUUGUUGCAAAUUCAGCAUGAAAAUAAUUUUCUACCUACCAGUAAACACCAACAAGCGAAAGAUAGUCACUUUCUUGGUCUUUGUUCGUAUGACUGCUUCAUUUAUUGCUCAAAUUUCAUCUUCUGAAAAUGCCUUGAAGUGAGAUGCUAUCUUGGCUCUGGUCGCAAAACAGUGAAUAGCCAAGGAUGUUCUGAGUCACGGGAGCCAAUCAAAACACACAGAAAGUGCUAUUCACUGAUUUGGUAAAUACUAAUUUUGGUGAUUCAUGGGACUCAUCUUGUGAAACAUCGUGAGUCCCAGUCCAGAACCAACGAGUGCCAGUUAAAAAAUAAAUGCUUGCGCUUUUAAGUAACCAUACAGUUAAUCUGAAGAUAGACAUUACAGGACAUAUUACAGUAUACUGAGUAUUAAAAUAUUGUCCUGUUUUAAAGUGCAACAAUGGCUUAAAGAAAUAUGCAUCAUUAAACAACAGCCGUAAUAACUGCCCAAGAAAUUACUUGAACGGGCCGGAUAUUUUUACAAAUACAUAUGUUCAGAUCGAUCGAUCAUUCUUUGCAUCCUAUGGGACACAUGCCAUGAAUUAUUUUACGUCUUUAGGGGUUUUUAUGUGUCAGGGACGCAGGACCCAGAGGCAACAAAAUCACUGAAAAAUGUCAAAUGUUAUACUCGGGUAUAUGACCCUUCUUCAGUGUGAGAAAAACCGUUGAUGGUAGUGCAGUCAGUCAAUCGGUAAAAAGUAAUGCGAAAAAUGUGUAGAUAUUUUUUCCUGGCAUCGCCCCCUUUCCCAGACUGUACGCUUCUUAUUUCCGCUUUUGUUGUUUUCUUUUUUCAAUGUCCGUAGUAUUUGAGAGCCUGACGCAGGCUAACAUGACAGCAAAGUGAUGCAUAAUGGGAUGGAAAGUAGAUAACACUUCCUCCUCUCCUGUGCUUCACUCUCAGUGUGCAUCAUCGCAUUUUUGCCCGUUGACUCUCCAGGAAAUAGAUAGCCUCUAGUAAUUCACUUAGCUAAUUCAUACCAUUUGAAGGUUACACUCAUUUUGGUAGUUUAAAGUAAAAUUAAGAGGUCAUCACUAGAUUGGUAAGUGCUUCGUUCCCAGAAUGUUUGAAAAUGAUUAAUCAGAGAUGUACGAAAUGUUUGCUGGCUAUGUAUGCAUAAACCCAAAAGGAUGUUUCUUUUACCAAAAAACUAAUUAACUAAUCGUUCAAAUAAUUUGACCAAAAAUUGACAUUUCUUGUUGAAAAUGGGUAAAUGUGGUUUAUGUUAUGCAGUUGUAGAUGAUAGAAAUAGGUGGCUUUUUAUCAACGGUGUGCCUUAACCCUAAGAGUGAUAAGCAUCAAAGUUCUCCCUGCCUUGCAAAACAAAGGGGUAACAAGAAUUAGGAACAUGAUCACACAAGAUGAUUUUGGUUGACAUUAAAACAACUUCUCCCUAUCAUCUCUAGAGGCAAGGCAUAGGGACAACAAAUGAGAAUUUGAAUUUCGAUAUUAUGGUUUAAAGGGAUAAUUUCUUAUCUGGCCAAAACUCAGGAGACUGUUUGUAUCUUUAAUUCUCUCUUUUUUCAGGAAGUUCAGGUCAAACUCAUGCGUAAUCUCCAACUUGCACCAAAAGUUAAAAGUCUUCAGAAUGUCUUGCAGGUAAUUAGUUUGUCAAUAGUUACCUUGGACCAUAGCUAAGUGACUCUGUAACGAAAUGUAUUCGAAUUGCAGUAUGUGUUUUGCCUGCAGCUCUAAAUCAGGUAAGUUCCUUAGCUCUUUUAUGGGUCUAGCCUGUGAAUACAACCAACUCUCCACGCUCUUUGCUGCUAGGGACAUCUCCAGCGAGGAGCAAGGAGAGAUGGAUGUACUCGCAGGCUGUAUUAUCCGCUUUGCAAGAAAAAUCUUGGAGAACCUGGAAACUAUCCAGAAUCACAUACUUAUGGCUGAAAUUGCUAUAGGUAAAGUUUACAAGACAUUCUGUCCACCCCAAGUAGCUGUUCCUGAGUCUGAGAAUGUGUGACUUUCAUGAGACUUACUCACUUUGUAUUUUUUAGUACACUUUCCCAGGGGUUUCACUAAGGACUGGGGGCAGGGUGUUUCCCCAGCUACUAUAAACAUCACCCCCACCUACUUUUCCUAGCUAUUCGCGGCAGUUGGAAGUAAGAGCCCUGUUUUCAAUAGGAAACAGGUGCUGAGUUAUCAUUUCUUUAAAAACUUCAUUGUAUAAAAGAAACAAGUUUAUUUACCCUUACAAAUUAUUAAUCACGUGUAAUAGACCUUUUUACCGAUACUGCGGCCAUAUUGAAUUAAUUCGAUUUAAGGAGUAUUAUAGGAUGCCCAGGAGGCAUGAGCACAUUUCAUUUGUAUUUUCUGGCGCUUUUUGGGACAUUUUUUCUUAAAGUUUUCUUAGAAUAAGAUUGGGAAAAAAGAUCCUUGUGCCGUGUUUGGAUGUAAUAAUGAUCGUCUUUUUCUAGUUUAGUAUUAGAAAUAUGGUCUUUCACUGUAUAUUUCUCGGGAAAAAGGCGAUCAUUAUUACAUCCAAACACGGCACAAGGAUCUUUUUUCCCAUUACAAUCUUUUUCUAAGAAAACUUUACGAAAAAAUGUCCCAAAAAGCGCUCGAAAAUACAAACGAAAUGUGCUCAUGUCCCCUGGGCAUCCUGCAAUACUCCUUAAAUUGAAUUAAUUCAAUAUGGCCACCGUAUCGGUAAAAAGGUCAAUUGAGUAAGGUCAGAUCGGCUGGUGAUGUCUGCCUUAAAGGAUGGAAGGACCUCACUUCACUCUAGGUUGUUUAUUGGUUAGUUGGUUAGUGCAUAUUUUUGUAUGUUGCUAUAUAUGUGCGUUAUUUUAAUUUUUAGACUUUGUACAAGCAAGAGGAUUAUUUAAAAGAUCAAGUGUCCAUCUACAGAGGUAUUGCUAAGCUCUGUUGUAGUACCAUUUAGUGCAUUGGUAUCAGCUAUGCCGUAGUUAAUAGAUGGGAAUGGUUACGAAACUCGUUAUAUGUUAUAUGUUUCUGUGGACCUGAUGGUACACAACGUUCAGUUGUAUUCCCGUCAUUUUGAUCUUACUGACCAAUAAAAAUGUCGCAAUUUGCCAACAAAAAACAAAGGAUUGUGUACCUUCAGGGAGCUUCCAACAUAAACUGUAGCACUGUUGUUUUUGUAUUUGAUGUUUGUUUUCUUUCAUAACCAGUCUCCUCUAAUAACUAUGGCUAUGCCAAACAAACAAAGAAACAAAGAAAACAUGUUUUCAUCAGAAUAGAUUGGCAAUUGUUGAAGGUCAUUGUACAUGGCAUGUACUAGAGAACAGCCUUAUUGAUGCCUGGUGGGACAUAAGGAUUUUUGGGCUGCCCGUUGGCUAACACAAAAGCAACUUUUGAACAACCUUACUGGUUCAUCAUUAGCGAAGCAUGCUCUGGCUACAGAACUUUGUUUUCGAAAAAUCCUAGGAUGAAAUAGUUCGCGUCUGUGGUUGCCACAUCUUCUCUGCUCGAUUUUUGUAUGAUUUAGUAAUAAAACUCCCUGGUACCAAGGGUUUGUAAGGUAUUAAAGGGGUCUCACUCAACCAGACCCUUCUACACUUAGAGUGCCUCAUGGAGUCUUGCAAGGUGGUUCUAAUUUUUGACUCUGUGGACGAAAUCCUGCGGCGUGAACAUCUAAAUGAAAACCUCUUUGGUAGUUCUUUCACAUGGUACUAUUUCUUUUUCAUCAUUUUAAAAAUUUUGACUUUGGCUUCUCAAUCUGGGAGUGAAAAAGUUAAAACUCACAGCUAGAACUAGUUUCUAGGGUAUUGCCAGUUUCUUAGUGUUACAGUGGUGCGAUUACUGUAUGACCGAUAGAGCGCUUUUCAAUUGAGUGUCGAAAACCAAAACCAAAGUAAUCACAACGGCCAAUCAGAGUAAAGGAAAUUAUCAGAGGGAGCCAAUGGCAACUCGAAGUAAACGCGUGUAACCGGCCUGUAGCGCGGGAAAACGCGAGUGACCAAGGAGCGAUUGGUUUUAGUUUACAUCUGAUUGGCUGAGAAGGUGGCGCGAGUUUUCUAGACCAAUCAAACAGCACAGUAAAGCAAAACCAAUUCAAUCCUGGAUUACUUUCAACACGAUUUCAACACUCAAUUGAAAAUUGCUCUAAACAAGAGAUAAAGGCAUUGAACAAUACACAAACGUCAAACAAAAUAGUUUCUACAACACCAAGAAACACAAGAAUUGCAGGUUAAGAGAGUUUGGAGUUAUUUCUGUUUCUUUUUUGUCACAGAAUAUUUAAAUGCAGUGAGAACAAAAGCAGUAACAGCUUCAUCAAAGGUAACUACAAUAUUUUAUUCAGUCGCUAAAGGCUCUUUUCAGGUCGUCUACUUAGUAAGAGUUUUGUCCAUUUUGCGGGGCAUAUCUACAAUUCGACUUGUUCAAACGUUUUGAUAGUGUUAAUGGCAAUGAGGUAAUUAAUUCCUAAAUUAUUAUUAUUGGUGGAAAUGAAGUUUAAGGAAAGAAAACGGAGAAAGCAGGAAGAAAAAGCAAGUCACUGUUGUGGCCAAUAUGUAGCUUGGAUUUUUCCAUUACAAACAUUCAGCAGGCAAGUUCAAGUCAAAGUGAAAAAUGGCCUCGAAAAUUGCUUUUUAAACAACCUUGUUACUUAUCAUUUCAGGUUAUGCUUAGGGAGACACACCUCAAGGCUUGCCUCCUUGUUUACUGUUUUUUUCGUUCCUUUUUAUAUAGUUGUUUUGUAUUUUUACAGAGAAUUGUCAAAGAUCCUUCUGUAUCUGAGAGAAACCCGUCUUUGCCUGUAGAAUUAAGUUUGUGUCAACUUGAAAAGGAAGGCGUCAUAUCGCAUGUUCAUAGUCAAAGAUCACUUGAAAAAAGGUGGGUUUAAAAGCAAGGUUUAUUUCACAAAUUCUGUUUAUUCCAUGUUGGUAAACAAAACGUGUGGUGAUAGAAAUCCAAAAUAGCUUAACAUGAACUUUUGGAAUCAUCCCUUCCUGAAGUGAUAAAAUGUCAGGUUUCUCAGGUAACCAACAUUGGAUUCACCAGUCAGUGUCUUUGCUGCAGGGUUUUUAUAUUAUCCCCUCUUGCAAGAAAAAUGACAGAAACUUUUUCGUUAGGCCACGCCCCUGAUAUUUAUUUGUUGUGGUUCAAUUUUAUCCUUGGUUUAAAUUUUCUUUCUCUUUGUUUUGGGGUAUGGUAAUGUGUGAUAAUGAGUUUAAAACAAAGGGAAAGAAACUUUAAACCAAGGAUAAAAUUGAACCACAACAUUACACGGUCAAGUCUCUCUUAGACGGGCACCACUGGGACCGGUACUCAAUCUUUGAGUGAUGAUCUUCUUACAGAGUCAAAUAAGAGAGUAAAAAAAGGCAGGGACCAACCCUAGGUGGUGUCCGGUGAGAGAGAGAACCGUCUGUAUUUCAGUACAAGAUACUUUUAACUUUGGAGACUCCGGGGAGAGACUUAGAUAUUUUAUUUCCCUUCACAGAAAAUCUGAUAUCACAGUAACGAUCGCGUGCUCACAACCUGGAGUUUACCAAGUGCUCCUUCAAAACCGAGGUAAAUCAUACUUUCAUAGGAUCAAGAGUCUCUGUGCUUCACCGUUUACCACAGAGAACAUUUGUGUUAAGAAGGUUUUAGCCUUGUUUGCACGCUACUUCCAUGUAUGGUGGCACAGAAGCGAACUGAGGGGCCUCCUGUUGUCAGGCUACGUUUAUCGCUCGUCACUGGACAUAAUUUAUAUUACGAUGUUAUAUUUCCUUAAAUUUAUUUUGUUGCCUUCCAUCAGUGUAUCAACACUGGUGUUCGAAUAUUAGGUUAGGAGCGAUGUACAUGUGUUAGCCGUUUUAACGAACGCUGGUUACAUUGAUCGCAUCAGGCCGCCAUCUUGAAAGCAAAUAAAAAACUAAGGGAGGAGGGCAGGCAAGGAGGAGUGGGUAAGGAGUGUGGGGAUGACAGAGAACAAGGAGAAAGUCACGCGUUAAGGGAGGAGAAAGGGGAAAUUGUUCUCGUCCCUUCCCCUUCUCUAUUUUAGACACGUCGUCCUCUCCCCAAGAGUUUUUUUGGACUCGCCCCAACUCUCUGUCAGUUUCUACAUCAAAUAUGGCGGGAGAGCAUUUGUGUCAUUGCUCGCACUGCAAAGUACACCUUGUUUGCCGGCUAUGCAUAUGUCUUGUAAUAAUUGAGGAAAGGGGGAAGGGGCGGUGGGGGAAGCCUGCGGGCAAGCUCUCCAAUUAUGGCGAGCAAAGCGAGCCGCAGGCAUUCCCGUCUCUUUUCGCGAGUGGUUCUCGUGUGACUUCGCGUGACUUCCUUAAAUAAAGAGCUUGCUGGCAGGCUAGAACAUGCACGGUGCGAUACGCCGGGUUGAGAUUGGUGGCUGAUUACAGAGGGACUAAAGAAAAUGUACUGGACGUAAAGAAAAUUAUUUUUUCUCUUUGUCGCUUUAGGUAACCCCAGAACAGAUCGCGAAGUUCACAUAAAUUUGGAAGAAUUAUUGGAGCUUCAACACCAACGAGACCCGGUCAGUUAUUUGCGUCAAUUUAAAACCGAUGUCAUUAAAAUCCUUGAUAGUUUAUUAGUGAGGACACAGUGUUAUAGUUUCUAUUGUUAUAAUCAGUUUGACCUAAAGCGCUGCUUUCUUGAUCACCUUUAAGUGGGAGAUGAAUUUCGGAAAAAAAGUAUAAUAGUCCAGGAAAGUGAAUUUAUGAGAGACGAUGAUCGACAAGCCGAAGAUCACCUUUAGCUUUGCGUAGCAUCCUGCUGCACGAAGACGGCCAUGUGGGCGGUCAAUACCUGUUUCUUUGCUGAUAAGUUCUUUUAUUCUUAUGACCGUUAUGUUGGAUUAAGCAGUGGUAUCGUGUGGAGAACUUACAUUGUGGUCAGUCUUUAAGUUAAAAACCCUUUAAAUGCUCUAUCAUGUACGCGCCGCUCUUUGUAAAGCGAUGCGAUGUCUCAAAGCGAUCUUUCUUAGCAGGCAUUUAACUUUUCACAUAGGGAGUAGGGCAGCGAAAGAACAGAAAUGAAAAUCACUUUGAACGUAGUAACAGUUGUUGAAAAGGUGGUGACAUAGAUUGCGAACGGCCGUCCUUCUUCCUUUAGAGCUAAGCGCGGUGAGCGAAAAAAAAAAUAAAAUAAAAACUCGCCCUCGCGCGUGCUCUCGAUUUAGUUUGACUCAAAAGAAAAACAAGAAACUGUUCGCCAUCUAACUGUGACAGUGCAUUGAACAACUUCUAGUUCUGUUCGUAAAAGAACGCUGAAUGAUGUACAUCUGAUACACAAUGUAGAGCCUCAAAAGUGUCAAGAUCUGAAAAAAGAAAAAAACGCGUGGUUAGAGAAAGCAAAGCACAAGCAUGCGCAAAAGUUGAAGUAUCGCAUGAAUUUUAACCAUUUUCGCGAGGCUGUCCGCCCUAGCGGACAGUAAUUCAGUUUUUAAUGUGCUAUUGCGAUAUGUUUUUCUUCUUGUUAAAUUAUAGUUUUUGUUUUGUUGUUCCUUCCUUCUUUGUUCGUGCGCAAGCAUUUUAAACGAUUGCUUAAUAAGUUUAUGAAAAUAUUUUACAGCCGACUUCAUAGCGCACAAAGGGUCUGUGAAUUUAGAUACACAACUACCCCUCUUGAAAAUUUUCAGACUGUAAAGGUCAAUCUCUUUGUGCCUUUUAGACAAUAGCGCCUUUUCACUGGAACUAUAAACUCUUUUAUAUAGCUUGAGUAAAUUAUGUGCUCUUGGAAUGUGAUGUGCAUUGAUGAAUUUUGGCUCAUUUUAAUGGUAAUGAAUUCCGGGUUCGGCUGUCAAUUUCUAUUAUUCUUUCUCGUUUGUGUGACUUAGCACGCGCCUACAUGUGCAGUGACAACCUACUCAAUAAUUAUAGUUUGUGAUUAAUAUUCCUGCCAGCCGUGUGAUAUUUGUUCGUCAGUAAAAUUUGGUGCCAAACGUGGUACAGGAAUCUGUCGAAAGGUACUGAUGUUGCUCAUGCGUCUAAAAAAUAUGCUGCUUAGUAGUAAAGCCUGCGUCAUUCCAUAGUUUAAGAAUCUUGUAACACUCGACGUCACCACAAUUAUCCAUAAAUAUUGAUCUUCAUUUUUUAUGAUGUGGACGACGUUGUAUUUUGGUUGAGGUUAUCUGACCGUCUUGAAUCAAACACUGACAUCGGAGCAUGUCAAUGAUACGAAAAUCAAAUCGAGUUCGUUCUUCAGGUAGCGUCUUGUAAUUAUUGUGGGUUUUUGAAAAAGUUUGUUAACUUCUGUGGCUACAAGUUUGUGAUUUCUGUAAUAUUGGUCUCUAAAUUUCAAGUGGAACCAUCAAAGUAAGGACUUUAGCACGUGCAGUAAAUAACCGCAGAUAUUGGCGGUGGUAUUUAUCAAAUCAUGAAUGCGUGCAGUGAACUUUCAUUAACCGUUUUUUAAGCAAUAGGGACCUUAGAAAACAAUAAUGUUUGUCAGGAAAUUUGUGAAAUGAGUGACCUUUUCAAAGUAAUUGUUUUGCAAAUCAACGGCGAACGUUUUAUUAAGUACGAUGAUAUAUUAUGUGAGAGAAUUUAGUAGGCGUUUUUGGGCAAUACGAAACACCCUUUUUCAAAAUGUUUGGGAAAAUUCUAGAUUGCACAAUGUUUCCAGAGUAGCUGACUUAUUUUUAGCAAUAGUUAAGGACAUAUUGAAGAAUAAGUGUAGAUGAAUUUUUAACCACAUUUCGUAAAUCCUGGCGUAAACAUUCAGUUUUUUGCGUUUUAAAGAAACAAUAAUAUUUUGCUAAAAGCUUGCUUAAAAAUUUUGAUUAUCGGGUCUCGUUUUUGGAAAUCGUUUUUUUACGGCCGUGCGAUUCGUUUGUUAGUGCAUGUUACCAAGCGCUUUGGCCAGUGUUGCGACAGUGUGUUUGAAUGAGAGGUGUGGUAUUGUUGCGUGAUUAUCUUAGUGAUCAAGCGGUUUAUCUUACAAUCGCUAAAUCGGUUAACCACUACAAAACCUUGCCGAAAUGGAAAGAAACACGUGUUAGUGAUAAAAUCAAGGAGGAUGUUUAUCCGCGAGCUUGUUAUUCUCAAACAUCUAUCAGUAAACAAGGUCUUUCCGUGGUGCGCCGUUGAUGCUGAUCCUUCUAAACUGCAACGAAAUUUAGUUCUGUUACGCGAGAAAUAAAGGAGAAGGCAUUUAUGUUUUUACUCUUAAUGAGAAUUAUUGCGCCUUCUCUGGGGUUUUGUAAUUCAAAAUAAAGCUCUGUAACUUCAACUUAAACUACGUUUCACUUUUGAGAACCUAAACUCAGUUGGAAGACGAGUAGUUUUGGUGUUUGAGUGAAAAAAGAAUGAAUGUUUCAAUUAGAGCGGUACAUCUUUAGUACCCACAUGACGUAAAUGGACGUUUCAUGAAACAGAUUUCCCUUUCGGUAUAGUGUUUUGACUUAAGUUAGUGAACCUGCGUCUGGUAAAGCUUUUGGUUUUCAAGGUUUUUUUUACAAACCGUUACUCAGCCACAGUCCAGACGUUUCCCUUUUGAACCAGACAUGUGAAGAAUUAUAUUUUGAUAUAUAUAUUUUUAGAAUGCUUUUGUAAUUAGUGACAAUAAAUUGGCACAUUCUAGAAUUAUUAACUGUCAUUUCCGUGGUUUUCUUAUGCGUCAGCAAUUUCUAAUUUGAAAGUGACUUCACGUAGAUAUUUCUUUACCGUUUCUGCAAUUAUCUUUAGUAUCGAGCAAGCAGGAGGUCUGGACCGAUACAUCCUUGACGCAGGACAUAUAAUUUUAGGGAGUUCCCUAUAGACUGGCCGGACCGUUACAAGUUCCGCCACUUAUCCAGUAAAAGACCGUCUUAUUGUUUGUUUGGUUUAUAGAGGAAACAUCUUUCUAAAUGUAGACUUGCUAAUUGCGCUUUUGUUUAUGACUGUUCUGUCUGAUACUGUGAUCUAAAGAACCGCACAGCUCAGAAUACCUCAGACGCGUGGGGAAAUGACGUUCCCGUUUUGGUGUGUAAUCGUCGCGUGUAGGGUUAGAUGUAAAAUAACGAGAUCACACAAUGAUAUCUCGCACUAUUUUAAAUGUCUUUUUGCGCCCGCAUCCUUAAGAAUGACGUGAACGCUGUAAGGGAAGUUCAUUUUUUUGCAUGCCAUCUUUAUCACGAACGUAACUCUUUGCACCACUGCAGGUGUCGCGUAUGAGUAGUAAAACGAAAUGAAAAUAGUGUAACGUGCUUUUCGGCAUUUCCACUGUUACGUUUUUACGUAGUUUACCCUCCGUCUUUUGUACGUAAUUCAGUCAUUAACAAUAGUGCAAACUGUUAUUUAGUGUAUAAGCACUUCCCCCCUUCUCUCGGCCUCCUCGUUUGCUUUUAUUGUGUUAAUUUAAAGGAGACAGACGGCAAAUAUUUAUUGCUCGAAAUAUCUAAAGUCGUAUCUUUUGAGUCAUGAUUUGACGAUGUCUAAAAUGUGUGCAAUUCCACAAUUGGUUUCGGCUCCAUUAAAGGUGCCAUGUCACGAGGAUAUUGCUGUUUCAGGUCAAUUCUGUACUAAAGUCAUUACUUGGUGCCUUUACUCAUCCACAAAAUGCUCCUGUAAAGUUCUGAAGGAGACGUCAAACAAAUUUCACCAGGGAACAGUUACCUUAAUACUUUUUGGUGACUUUUGCAGCGUAGCAUUAAAACUUGAAAAAGUUGGCCCAAUUUUUUCACCUUUAUCCAUGUCCAUCCUCACCCGAUCCGUAGCAACAGAGGACAGGAAACAGUUUCAAUUUUUAUAUAUAAUCUUAAAUAACAAAACUACACCAUUAUUUUUGUAGUUCAAUUGAUGGCAAGACACAUUGUAGCUUUUUAAAAAGAUGGCAAAUAAUGUGACAUGGCUCUUUUAAAUCCUAUGAAUGAAAUAUUCAUAACAUACUUAAAGCAAGUGUUGUAAAAUUGUGGUAUUAGUUGGAUAAGAGGGCGGAAAAGUGAGAUGGUUUUCCUUUGGUACUGUUCUUCUAUGUACUUUGUCGGGGGUAACGUAGAACGCUGAUAAAGCUCUUGCUUUCGCGGUCAAUGCAAGGUAGAUCCUACCCUGGCCUCUGUGGAUAAAGUCCAAGUUGUAUCAAUGAGAUAUCCUUAGUGAUUCUCUUUAAACGCAACUAAACCUCUUUUGUGCUCAUUUCAAAUGUUUAGCCGGUCAAUGGGAUUUUAUGCACUAGAAACGUCGAACUUUGUUUUACUGAAUAAUGAGGAAGAAUUUUUGGUUUUAAAUUAAAUCAAGAUAUCGAAAACUUGUCGGCCUGCCUUCUAAGAAAUUCAAGCCCUCGCCAAAGUUUUUAUGAUUGAGAGAUUGUUUGUUUUAAAUCAAGGUAUUAUUUUGUCAUUCAUGCACUUAACAUUUUCUUUUAAUCUGAGUGACACAAUAAAGCUCGAUGAAACGCUUAAACUGAUUCUACUUGCCACUUCUACGGACUCUACAUUAACUUCCUUUGCAUUAUUAUUGCUAAAAAUAUUGGCAUCCUCAGUCUUUUGGGCGUGGGUGCAGGUUACGUGUGUUUUUGUUCAACACCUUUAGGCACAGAGCAUGCAGUUCAAAUUGUAUCUUUAGCAGUAUUAGCUCUUUUAAAAGAUGAGAACAUUUGAAAGAACUGAAAGUCAGUAGUUUACUGUAGGCACGACAAGUGUUGUCACCUGCUAAAGCAGAUUGAGUCAGCGGAAUAUAUCAGAGCCAUUUCUCUGACAUUUCGGCCGCCUAUCUACUCUUACCAUAGCGUUGCUUAGUACACGGUGCUCCUAACAUUUUUCUGGUUGUUAUAUUUUCCUCCUGUUGACAUUUUUAAACGUGAAAUGUGAUACUUUCUGUGGCGUUAGUUUUCAACUCAUAUGGGAGUGGUCUCUGUUGCCGCCCCCAGAAUGAGACUGACUAGUAAGGAACGCGAGGCCCUACAGUAACUGCCGAAAAAAGUUACAUUUCAAAUUCCUGCUGAGUGCGGUUAAGUAGCUUACAGCGAAAUCUUUGAAUGUUUUUUCGUCGUGAAUGUUGCUUCCUGUAUAAAUUGUAAUUGUACUCCUCCAGUGACAGUUGAGCCUGGAAGCAUAUGACUUUUACGCCGGACACAUUUUUCUAUGUAUGCCAAUUGUUAAAGCUUUUGCUACCUUCAAAUACAACGCUCUUAAAGUCAUCAAAUAGAGAUCUUGUGACAAAUCUGUGCAAAUACAGAUGUAGUACAUGUUGAUGGUUUGCUCGAGUGAAUCACGUAGUAUUUUGAAGGUUUUUAUGGGUCUUGGGUUUGUAUUUUAUUUUGUUUUGCUUUUUUCCUUCCGCGCUGUUAGUCGGAUGAAGGGAAAAGAAAUUAGCCCUUCGCGGAAGUUUCCUGUCAGUGAAAGACGUUCAUUUUAGAAGGCGUUCUUGUAGCUGAAAUGAGUCUUAGGGAAAAGUAGAUAAUUAAAUUCACACAAUUGUGGUUCUUGUAGAAAUUGUUAAACGCUGUGUAGUGAGGCUCGAAAAGUCUCACCAAAGAAUCAAAGCAUCGAAGGAAUAUGAUUGUCAGACCAUUAGCAAAUAUGCAAUAACAAUUUUAGAUAGCCUUUUUCACUAUUCAUCCGUGCUUUUGUUUAGUUGUCUUUCAAAUGCGCCGAACAUUAUUUCUAACAAAAGAAACUUUGUAUUGGGAACUUUCAAUUAGCUGGCUGGCUUUUGUUCGCUUGGGGCAUGUUUGUGGUCUCCUUUCUAUUCGAGCCAUUCAUUCAGUGUAAAACAGGUUAAAAGUAUUAUUGUAUAGCUGUAAACACACUGCACAAUGCUUCACUUCAGUGCACGUCAUUCACUAUCAAACAACAUAAUAAGCAUUUUGUAUUCUUGAACAAAAUAGCUUUUUAGAUUAUUUGAGAUGCGAACGCUUUUGUGUCGGCUUAGCUUAAAUGUUGCGUCGUUAUUGAGACGUUGUAGUUGUCUGUUUUGCGUUUCUGAUAUGGUUUGCUGGGAUCCAGUGAUAUUCUUUGCGGGAGCCUCUAGGAGGAAACGCCGUCUUGGUAAGACGAGUUUAUUUUCGUACUUAUUUUGUCGAUGAUAGUGUAGCGAAUACUUCGGCCAUUAUCAUCCGAUUUUGAAAACAAGCCUCUCAGAUAUUCAAGUUUCAUGAAGUGUACGUUCUUACAAAGAAGAGUCCUUUAGGAGCAUCUUAUAAACACAGUUCGCUGGCCAUAACAUGAUGUCCGUCGCUAUGAUUGUUUCUGGGAUUCUCUUGGCAAGACUUGUCAAAUUUGAAACCCUCGAGCAGAUAAAUUGCUGUAUUAGGACUUCAAAAUCAAAUUCACAAAAUGUUGAUCUUUUGUAAGGAAAGAAUUGUAUCAGAGAAAGGGAAACUGCGCUCGAUGGAAUAAAAAUCAUGCCUGUUGGUAUGCUUGCUACGGUUAAGUUGCAGGGGAGAAUAGUUUUAACAUGCAAGUAAAGCGUUUAAAACGGAAAACAAUAAAACCGCGUGAACUCAUAAUAUUGUAGGUCGAAACUUCCCCAGUACCCCCUAGAGACUUCACGUUGGUCAGGUUAAUGAGGAUUUCAAGCGUUAAUUAUUCGCCAUACGUUAGUGUGGGCACCCCGCUUUAAUAGACCAGUUCCUCACGAAGAAGCAGGAGGCACGCAAUUUUUGUCUUUCUUUCAAACUUCUAACUCUUUUUUCACCUUUGGGUCGGAGAGGGCGAUAACUUUUUUUAUCAGAAAAUAUGACCACUGAUUUCUCAUGAAACGGUGCGGUUACACCCAAAGUUUUGUGGGCCACUCGCACAGAUAGGUCAUAUUUUAUAGGGUCUGAUAUGAGUCUCGCAUGAAGGGCCCUAGGGUGUUGUCAUGAUGACCAAAAUAGUGCGCGCUAAAAUCAAGGACUUCUUUGAAAAAGUAGUCUUUAAUACCAUAUUAAGCAAACUUUUACAUUUCAGCAGUAUUGUAAAACGUUCUGUCGAAAAGAGGGCAAGAUUCUUUAUAUACUUAAUUAAAAAGCCUCAGAUAACGACAUCUAAUUUAAAGCUCGAGUUUCAUUUUCUGAGCUGCAGUAUUUUCUGACUGUUUGAACAGAUGUCUGAAGAAAAUAAUUGUUUCUUUCUAUUUUUUCCCCUGGCUGUGAGGUCUUUAAAAUUCUGACCGCCUGACGUGGAUAAAGCGAAAGUAAUAUUUACGAUCGGGAAAUAGUCUACAACUUUGGAGAGGAAAUUGAAUCGUAUGUGUUUCUCAAACACGCCUUAGCGACUAGGAAUCGGGCCUUUUGCGUCAGCGAAUAAAAAUUUAUAAAGCUUCAUAUAACCCGAGGGAUCAAAACAAAGAAAUGGCAAUUCUGUAAAUUAAUCCGCUUAUCUUGUAAUAUUCCCUUGUCUUUUCUGAAUGCUUUUAAAAAGCAGCCUAAUUUCAUGUUUUGUAAAAUUUUCAGCAACCCAUGCAGUACUACAAACGAUAGAGAAACGAGUUUUCCUUGGUAGAAUCAAACGGUUUUAAAGGGAAAAAUCCAAAAAUCUCAUUUCUUUAUACUUAUCCUUUGUAAGCUCUGUCUUUAUAGAAACCUCUCUUCUGGGCGUUUUCGUGGAUUUCGAACCUUAAUUAAAUUUUCACCGUCUUGUGAAUAUUUUAUCGACAAUGUCAAUUUCAUUUUUUUAAAUUUUGAAAGCCACACGGAGUUCGAGUUUUGAUUUUUUUUCCAUCUAAUCAAGAACUGUCACCUAAGGUAAUUAACUCCUGCUAAUAAAGUGAACAGUCCUUUCUCACGAUGAAAAGGCACGAAAAACAACUUGAACAUAUCAAAAACUUGCCCGCGUUAAUCUAAUCACAUUUGUUGAGCCAGUUUAAUAAUUUUGAGAAGCCGCGUGGAAAUCUGCAAUAUUGUGUUAAGAUUUCAAUUAGCACCGCUAACAUCUUUUCAGUUUAAAGUCGGUUUAUAAGUAUCCUAAGUUAGUUUAGUUUUCUGCAAAGUUAAUUGAUAGCGGUCCUAUUUUUUGCUGUAAACUUCCGACGGUUGAGUGCUUUGAGCAAACGGCUUCUUUUCCGACAGCCUGGGAUUUUGAGCACUUGACUUAGUUUUCACUGGAUUCCAAAUUACUGCUUUUUAAAACUGCAUUUUCAUAAUGAAUCUUCAAUGUCAAGAUUCUAUUAUAGCCUUCAAAAUUAAACUUUGCUCUCGGCUUUUGUAAAUGUAUAAUAGUGUAAUUUACGUCUUAUUAGAAACUCUGUAUGAAAAUUUUUGCUCGAACAGAAGCAAAGUCAUGAUUUUUUUUCUUGCCUCAUAAAGAGAUACUGACUUUUCCCAAAAUUUUUUGGAGAACCACGAAACACCUUUUGGCCACUAUGAAGUGAUUUUUGUGAACUUUCAGUCUUGCCGAACGCAACUGAAUAUCAAUUUUUUUUUUCAUCGACUAGUGAUUUAGUUUGAGAAACAAAGUCUUGUAAAUUCAAUACAAUUUCUCACUGCUAUAUCACAGUUUACCACGCGUGGAACAAGCACCCGUAUGAAGACCCUGAGUCCUGCGCACGUGGACAUUAAAAUAAAAAACGGGUUCUCUAUUGUGGUGGCGCCACCCAGGUGUUGUGAACAGUGAUGAGACGGUUUUUGUAUUUUUCUCACGCGCUGUAAUCUCUGAAUAGCUUGUUUAUCGUGCUUUCUUUGAAAUAAAUCAAGCGAGUUGGCUCUGCCAUUCGCGCUAACGGGUAUCAUGUUAUUAUUUGUCGCUGUUCAUUGUAAGGUUUUAGAGUAUCUUGCAGUGUUCAUUCUCUUCCUUACAACGACAUAUUCAAGGCCGUUUUUACCUCGAGGAUGAGUUGAGUCUAAGCUGUAUCGUCGCAGGUCGCUGAAACAACCGCCCGCCUUUGGCGCGCACAACACGUGGUGUCUAGCGGCAAAACGUGUCGAGUAAGUCUUCCCAUUUUAGUAAUGUAAGCGAUUUGAUUUUUAUCAACUUCGCGUUGUUCUGCGCGUACAAUUUUGGUGUAAUACUAUUUUGGCAUGAAGUGAGUUUCUUUUCAUAACUCGCUAAUUUCUUUCUCAGAAUAAUGGGUGGCUUGUUACUCACUUCGCGCCAUUGCGCGGCUUGGUUGAAACCGAUCAUAUCUCGCGCGCCAAACGUGAUUACAUCAACCGCGUUUUAACGCAAAAACUGAUAUUUAAGUUAGAUCAUAUGCUUGGUUUUGGCGGUUUGUCGCUGCGUGUGUGGUCAAGUAAAAUUAGUUAACAUUAGAAUGAAAGUCAAUCCUUGCAACCUCUGCACGUCGUUAACACAUGGCCAAAAGCUGACAUCGGCCCUUAACAAGCCGCAAUUAAUCUUUGAUAAAACGAGUCUUUCGAUAUGCACUGUAAAUGUAGAGAUUUUCACGAGUGAUUUAUUUUCCUCGAAUCCUACGCACUUGUAUAAACAUGCUGGCUAUUUUUCAUGACUACUCGUUUCGAUAAUUAUUUUUGAAGACCACACCAUUUUUUUUCGAACUGCUUGUAGAUGACAAUUUGCAUGAUGAUAUUCCAUAAAUUUCGCCAGUAGAGAAAAUUGCUCAUUAAAAUCCUAAUUUCGCAUUAAGUUUAUUACGAGUGAACUGUCGAUCAUCCUCGCUUUCGAUUAUUUGCUAAGCUGAAAUAUUUUUUUUCUCGUUUCAUUAGUCUUGUUAGAGUUUCGGAGCUUUUAUUAUGCAUUUUUCAAUAUUCAUGGCAAUAUUUUGUAUAGGUGUAAUUGUGAGAAAACAAGUUUGGAGCGUACGCAAGCUCUAUCGAAUUUGUCUCUCCGCAAUUACAUAGCCAUAAUUAGCGAACUAAUAACCUCGAAAUUCUCUUAGAAACCAGCUAAAAGCAUGUAUUUUAUUGCCGACGAUAAAAUGAUUUUUAAUUUUUUGUCAGAGCUGUAUGAUGCAUUAAACUUAUAAUGUCGGCAAAUUCAACUGAUGGCCGAAUAUUUUCAUUUAUUUUUUCAAUCAUUUUGAUUUCUUUUUGUGGUAAAGUCUAUCAACAAAGAACAAUUUUGAAGCAAAUAUCCGACUCUAGAAUAUUAAUCACGGAUGUUUUGCAUUUGAAAUGACACUACAUCAUCGUGUUGCGACUGAUCUUCUCAUCUCGUUGUUAAUACACAUAUUUUCUGCGUCCUUGUUCGCUCAAUGCCUAAGAAACUAUCGAAUACUCAACGGAAUAAACCUUAAUUAGUGGACAAAGUCUCGAGUUUUGCGUCUUCUAACGACAAUUAAAAUUUGCUCUUAUUUUUCAAGCAAUGCCUGGUUCGUUUGACAUGCGUGAUCGCUUUUGUUCUUGUUAUAAAAUACGCUUUACUUAAGACAAACUUCUUUUCCCGUUUGUUGAUCGGUUCUAUUCUUUUUUCAUUUUGCACUUUCAAGUACUGGUCAGGUUCGCGCGCGCGGCAUGUUGGCGCUAGUUUGUAAACGUUUACUCAGAUGUGGGACCAAAGCUGCGAGUUGUUUCCACACCUUGCUCAGUAUGAAACCAUUAGGAAAUUUUAUUUAAUUUCCGAUUAGAUCUUUUCCUUUCUCCUCCAAGUAAAGUUGAUUUGUUGUAAGAGACCUCGGGCGUAACAUUUCUUAGUUCAAUAUAUCUUGCUCUUAAGCAAACCGUUAGAGUGCAAGAUCUUUGGAGAUUAUAUUGUGGUGUUACAAAUAUAUUUUCUUAUGCCAGAGUCAUGAAAUUAGCAUAAUGUUAUGUUCAACGAGAAAAUGUCUUGUUAUUAACUUCUUUUCGGAAAAUAUUGCCACCAGAAAUUGUCGUCACCAACUCGAAUCUUUUUUCUCAAAAGACAAUGUAUUUGAGUCUCUUCUAAGUGUUCAUGAUGACCACUAUCCCAUUUAGGGAUGGAAAAAUUUAUUUUUGAAUCUUCUGUUCCCACUGUAAUAUAUUCUCUGGGGAACCUUUCUUAUCUUCCUUCGCUUUGACUGAAGUUGAAUAGCUCUUGGCAGAGAGAAUCAAUUUCGCUUUUGUAUUUUAAAAAGACCUUGAUCCCUCCUAUUGAUUUAUAUUCACUUUUUUGAUUCCCUGAAGACGUAUUCGAGCGAUAAAUUGAAUGCUGGAUUUUUUAUGUCUUGACCUUGUUAAAUUGGCUCAUAUGAAAUGUUACGCAUGCAUCGUAGCGUGGUUAUGGCCUAACUUGACCAAUUUCGCCCACGGCUGUUUCCUUAUGUCGUAGGUAAAUCAUGAUCUUUUCAUAAGCAAUGCGAUAACACUACCUACAAACUUACAAUGCGUUUUUGUAUGCUGUUAUCGCUGGUGUGUAUUUUUUUUUUAGAUAAAACAACGUUUCAGAAUACCAUGGGUACAGUUCCAUGAAAUAUAAACAGUUUUAAACUUUCAACAACGCUAACAUCUUCACUUAUCUUUUGCAUAGAAUAUCAUGUUUAAGCAGUGGCUUUCUCAAGCAGAUAGCGUUUUGUCUCUUUAUAAUACAAAGCUAUUCUUUUGAAGAUAUUUUGAGUUGAUUAUCACAAAAACCUAGUGUUAAGUCGGAUGCGUAGUCAGACUGGCUAUGUUUUCUGUUUCGGACGAUUUUCAGAAGAUGUGUACUUGUCUUUCGGUAAUCUUUAUAUAAUUUGGCUGUAUUCAGUCUCAAAAUCACUUUGAAUAUAUAUUUUUUUCAAUACAGGCGGACAUCCGCUCGUUGUCCGUUGCAGUUAAGAAGCGAAGCAGGAAAAAAAGAUUUUUACCGCGGAUCAUCUGGGGAAAUUAUUCCAGUUUUUCGCUGUCAAACAGUAUCCUCUCUACAUCGACUUUCUCGACUUUCCAAUUAAAUCAGCUUUGCGUUAAAACUUGAGUAAAAUUAAAGGUACGGCAUCUUUCGAUUUUUUAAAUAAUCACAGUCUUUGUUUUGUUUAUCGUGUUUUAGUUAGCUUUUUUUUUCGCUAGUACCUUUACGUUUUGAAGAUUCCAUGGUGCGAAAAUUCGCUAAAAUUCGCGUUAACUUCCUUGCGUUUAAUGCCUCAAUUACCUUAGUUUUGUAUGUUUAGACAGAGGCCUUUGUACAGUUCAGUUGUAAUAAUUGGUUUACAAUGACUCACCAUCUUUCAACUUUCAAGGAGUCUUUACUUAAGAUUAAUUGAAAACCUCAGUUCCUUCGUGCAACUUCUCUCUGCGUAUUUUAGCCAUUUCAGAAAUUAAAAUGUCUCAAGUUUUGCCGUUCUUCCAUUAGCACAUUCUGCGUUUUGUUAGCGCUGCAACUUUUGAUUACAUGUUUUAAGCUUUGUCCGCUAAGAAAGGUAGAUUUAGAUAUAUUUUUCAUUUUACCUCCCCUUAAGACACACGCUCUGUGCUCCAUACAGAAUCACAGCUUUAAUUAUUAUUUUUGGGUUUGAUACAUGCCUUUUAGAACUGCAAAUAUUUCAGGGUUCGAGUUUCACGAAUAUGUAAAAUUUCUCUUUAUUGUGAUUGUUGAUUUUGCAUCUUGAUUAACAAGUGAUUUCUUGUUAUCUCCGAUGCGUACUUUAAGGGGCUUAAACCCUUUUUUUAUUGCUUGUAACGUUUCUCUUUGGAUUCAUUAAGGAUAAUCCAAAGCAAAACUUAUUCUCAAGCACUACUAACAGCAAUACUGUGCGUUUCAAAACUCUUAGUAUCCGUCUUUAUUUUAUGUGUUUAUCUCCGGAGUUUUCGCUUCGUUUUAAAUCCGCUCAGUUCGAGGUCUUUCACUCGUGUAAAACGUUUAUUUAACAAAGAUUUUUUAAAUGAAUUGGAACAUUUUCUAUUUCCUCGCCUUAUUUCUAAAACCAUAGGCUAGGCUACAUUUAAACAACGCACAAAUCAAAAACUCAAAAAACUAAUUUUUGUUUCGUAGCUGCUCGCUGUCGAGCGUUUGCAGCUGUUUCAAUGUUUAGAUAAUACGAAAUGUUGUCCCUUACUAUCUUAUCCCUGUUUACACAAGCCCGUGGAAAACUUUCACUAGCUUAUCCCCGCAUUGAAAAUUUUAAACGUGAUUUUUAUUGUAAAAAGAAUUGUUUUUAGCUUAAAGCGAUUUUUACCUGCAAGGAGCCAUAGUCCUUGAUCUCUCUCAACAACCGUUACACCAGUUCAAUUCAAUUUCUAUCCGUUAUGUAUUUUUGAGCAUUUUUGGUAAAAUUAUUUAUAAGGGUAUAUAUACUUUAGGUAGUGAGGUGAUUUCUAAAUUUUGAGAAAGUGGGCCAACGUUAUGUUAAAUUAAUCUUUCUUGUGGAAAGAUUUCGAUGUUUUGCUUUCCUUCUGUAUUCUCUUUAUCCCCCAAGGCGGUCCCAAGAAACCAAAACAAGUUCUUAAUGAUGAAUUUUUGCUUUCAAAUCCAGCCCGAACGCACGAAAAUAAAAACUAGAUUGGAUGAAACUAUCCACUGUCUAAGCUAUUUUGCUUUGUUGGAAGGGCUUUCCUCUGUCGGUUACAGAGCCCAAUCGUUAAAAGGUACUGUUCAGUAGUACAUGUAGUUUUCAUUAUUGAAGUACCUACCCUUAUAAAAUUUCCAUUUGUGUCAAAACAUCCUCCAGUUAAAAUUUUUUAGGACGAAACAUCUUACCGUUUUCAGAGAAAUCUGCGAGGAUCAGCAGUGAAAUGACAGUCUCUUUUACCCUUGCAGGGUUUAAUUUGCUAAUGCAUAGUUUACUUGGUGAUGUUUAUCGCUUCAGCAGUUGUAUUGCCGUUCUAGGAUGCUAGCUGUUGAAAAGAACACAAAAGAAGAGGUGUUUUCUUUUUCGCGUAUAAAAAGGGCAAAUUUGGAAUAGAAGGAAAUAAAUGCGUUAUCUUUACUUGACAAUAGUAUAGCCCCGUCCUUUCAAAUUACUGCUUUUCACUGUCUUUUCUUGUUGAUUUAUUGCACAAAUGAUUUCAAUUAAUCUGUCCCCGCAAGGUCGACCUUCUGAAUAAUUUUACACCGCAGAAUUGUAACUUUUGGCUCUGAAAGUGGAAAAUUACUUUUAUAUUCAAUUCUUUUUAGACGUCAAAGUAAUUGUUCAGGUCAAUGCUUAUGAUUCUGCUUAUUUUCUCGUUGGUGAAGCCCAGAGAUUUGAGCUUGCGACCAAACAGAUCAGAUAGUACUGCGAAUCUUGAAGGGUCAUUUAGUUCUGCUGUCCGCAAAAUGUUUUGAUUUAUGGAUCGUUACCGUGGUUUUUGACGUGAAAUGAUCCAAAUUUUGUGGGAUUUAAACUACAUUUUAAUAGUCUGUUAUUCGUUAAGCGGACUCCAACCUCGCAAAAGAGCUCGCUGUGUCACAAAUCACCAUCAUCAAAUUCUGAGUGCAGAGCAAGAUGUCGGGCUUCGUUGAGUGCGAAAAUAAUGGAACCUCGCGGACACGGUCAUAUCUCAAAGAAUUUGAAAUUGGCCACUAUAUUUUAGUAAAUUGAACAUGAAAAACUGCCCUGGCGUUAAUUAAGUCUGCGGUGUAGUUGUAUUUGAACAAUCUGUGGUCCCUAUCGCUAACGUUGGUCUCCGCGGACCAAAAAAUCUUUCAACGCUAAUCAAUUAUUCAUUUUGAAGGUUUAGUCAAGUAGGCGGGACGGCAAAAUCUAAUUUAAAACUUCUGAUGACAGGGGGAUAAAUUGCUGGUGAUCUUAUCUAAAUUUGCUUUUGUUUUCUAGCCGUAGGGGACCUUUUUUUCGUCUGGGGUGGUAUGCGCUUUUUCAAUUGACAAUUUGAUAAUGAACUGCUAAAGUUGCUCGCUCGCUGGCUGUCAUUCACUCUGAGUACGCCGUAUUUCCGAUCAAGUUUCGUAAACAUUCAGCAAAGUUUAAAAAAAAGGGAACGAGAAACACAGUUUUUACUUUUCUUCACGUACUCGAGUAUCCAGCCCAACGAAGCUAUACUUUCUUCGAUUAAACAUAUUUGCGUUUGAGCAACACAAGAUGGUCGCAAAGAGUUUUCAAUCAGAGUCUGCCUUGUUGGAAACUGUUUGCGCGCUCGUGGAAGUUUGAAGAGAAGAAACUGUGUUUUGUAAUUAGUUUACAUAACAUCGAUGCUAAUUACUAUCUUGGCAGCACGUGUAGAAGUUCCAAUGACCCGAAUCUAAUUUCUUUCUCUUGUGCACUGACCACACACAACGUUAGUCUGAUUUUGCUUUCUCCUCUCCCUCCAGGUCCUUCGUUUGAGUGAGAUAGUGUCGCUCGAUGUGAGGCGGUUUUUGUGCCUUCUACACAAGAAUUUCACGCCAACGUGAGUCACCACGAUCAAGUAAACAUUACAUAUAUCGGAAAGUUACAUUUCCCUGAGAUUAAUUUCGGGCAGAUUAAAAAUGUUUCUUUGUCACUUGUGUGACAUUUAGGGACGUGAUAGCGAACGGACAUUGAAAAUACGUCAUGUUCUAUUUUAUGAACCGCUCUGCGAAAUAAACCGCAGUGGCGAUGGGUUGUAUAAAUUUUCGCUCAAAGCAUGUUUAGAAAUUGUGGUAGGCUACUAAAGAAAAAAGUAUAUAUUUUUGUUACUCUUCCAGGCAGAACAUGUUAUUUUUGUUUAAGCCUUUGGUAUUUACAUAUGACAUUAACACCUUGCCAGCAUCAGAAAUUUUUCUAUUGCAUUCAAUAAAAAAAUACAUAUUUGCUUUG
Messenger RNA from Porites lobata, 37584 nucleotides. Lineage: Eukaryota; Metazoa; Cnidaria; Anthozoa; Scleractinia; Poritidae. The record is from the annotation of a GenBank genome assembly.